Messenger RNA from Bursaphelenchus okinawaensis, 2333 nucleotides. NCBI's taxonomy places the organism in Eukaryota, Metazoa, Nematoda, Chromadorea, Rhabditida, Aphelenchoididae. The record is from the annotation of a GenBank genome assembly.
AUGAUUGACUCGAGUUUGGUCGCCGAAACAGGUACAAAUUUGUGUUUUAUAUAUGCGAUUUUGAGUUUUUACUGUGUAAUUUGUUGGUUUUAAGGGAAAAAGAAUGUUUAAUGUUUGAUAGUAGUGAUAACAUCAUUUAGGGUUGUUUAUUGCGGCAAAAGGUGAAGUUGUUUAUCAAAAAAUCUAUUUUUGAACUAAAACUUGUCGAAGAAGUAAUUAAAAACCUCUUUUUUAAAGUUUCUGUACCAAAAUUUUAAAGAACUGUAAAAUAAAGUGUAAAGUACAAAUAGGCGUAAAGCUUUUUAAAAGCUUAUUACAUUAAUCUACUGGUCACAAAUUUAACCACAGUUUGCAGCCGCCGAUCAAGUAGCAGAACAAAAGACAGGUCAUGUUGAGAAGCCGACCGUGACUGAAGCUCCCGAAUUCGUUGAAGUUACGGAUUCGUUUUUGUCAUUUUUGAAAGUUACAAAGGCUAUCACCGACCGACUAUGGCUAGUUUUGGCAUUCCUGAUCCUGUUGGUCGUCAUAUUCGCCGUCACACAACGAUCAGAUCGGCCGCAGGCUAUGUAAGUGACGUUUUUAAUUAAAGGUCUGGUUAUGGUUUUAAAUAAAAAUGAUUCAUAUGGAGUACUAAAGGCUGUGAAUCAUUAUACUAGCUUUUGGUAACUUGACUAACGUCAGUUUUUUUAUUUUUUCAAAGAUAAAAGUACAAAAAUGAUAUGAAAUGACAUUUUGACUAACAAAAAAAUAAUUAAAAGUCAUUAGGGGUUCAAAAACAAGGACAUUCUAUGAACUUUUUGACAAAAGUAAAGUGAUUAUAGAUAGUUUUUGAUAUAUGCAAUUGGUGAAAUACUAAAAAGUUUAAACAUUGUCGUUUUUAUGAAGUGUAAUUUGAAAUUAUUCCGUAAUUUAGGUGGUUAUCGCGUCUGGUUCUUUUGUUUUUGGCUUUUAUCGUAAUCGCAGCCUUAUCAGUUCCGCUGAUAUUACUCAACCCGAGAAACACACGGUACAUCAUAUUUCAAAACUUUGGUAAGUUAAGUUUACUUUUUUGUUUCUAAAUUUAGAAAAUGAACCUUGAGGCUAUUUAUGGAGCUAAAGUCUUUUUUUUUCAUUUUUAAAAAGUAUUUUUAUUAGAACAUUAAAAAAACCUUGUUUUGUCAUAAAAUAUUGAAUAGAAGUUAAAAAAUGUUUCACAUUACAGUAAGAAAACCCCCAGAACACUUUGAGGACGCGGCCAAAUUCGGUGUGAAAUCCCUGACCAAGAACUUCUACAUAUCUUCACCAUGCCCCCACGUAUCCCCAGCCCCCGUCCUCGGAAUGUGGCACGUUUUACCGCACGAAUUAAGCGAAAAGUACAAGAAGUCCAACAGCAAUGACGACAUAUUCGACUGGUCGAACGACGAAUACCCCAUUGUAGUCUACUUUCACGGUACGAACGAGCACCGUGCUAAACAACAUCGCUGCAUGAUGUACAACUUUCUGAGCAAACUGAACUAUCACGUCAUCGUGGGCGACUACCGAGGCUACGGAGAUUCGACGGGCAUUGCUACGGAGAAGGGCGUCAUCAGGGAUGCGGUCAACAUGUACUUGUUCGUGGUCGAACAUACUCAACAGAAUCAGAAACGAAAAAUCAUAGUUUGGGGACAUUCUUUGGGUGAGUUAUGUUGUAGUAGGUGAUAAUUUAGCAUAAUAUAACAUGUUAUACUUCUUAUGCUUUUAAAAACACGAAAUAUAAUCAGUGACAUUAUUUUAGGUACUGGCAUAUCAUGUAUGUUUGUAAAUCAACUGAACUCUCUAAAUUUGAAGCCGUACUGUCUCGUACUGGAGUCACCGUUCUCAGCACUGCACGAUGUAUUUAUAUCCAGAAACGUAAUGAAGGCCUUUCUAUGGAUACCGUACUUCCGAGAAUACGUCGCGUUUUGUUUUGAGUGUGCCGAGAUCUCAAUGGAAACACAUAAACAUAUCACCGAGUAGGUUGUUUAGGUAUACAUUACUAAGCUUUGCAACAUUUUGGAGCAUUUAUUAGGUUUUUUCACCUGUUAUGUAUGUUACAUUAUCCAUGCCCAUUUCAGUAUAAAAUGCCCGAUCUUAAUGCUUCACGCUGACGACGAUCCCAUCGUUCCAAUACGUUUCGGCCGCAAGCUAUACGACCAUGUUAAACACGGCCCCAACCUGGUGGAUAUAGUCACAUUCGAAGCGAAAUUAAAACUCAAACAUAACCACAUGUACAGAGCUCCACACCUCUCCCAAGUGAUACGGUAAGUGCUACAGUAACCCGGCUGACCCUUAUUUUCAGAGACUUUUUCGCCAAAGUCGACAAACAACACGUGUAG